UUGGCAUGCCGGCCAUGGAAACGCCUUUGAAGUACUUGCUGCUGUUCACCGGCUUUUCUGCCUGCGCGCAGUUUGACUCAGGCGCCUUGGCUGCGUUCGAAAAUUACUUGACGAAAGACCUGCAGCUCACAACGAAGGAUGUCGGUACCAUCAAUGCAAUGGAAUAUAUCGUCCUUCCCCUAGCAUCUCCACUGAUUCCCUGGCUGCUACGAUGUUGGCAGGUGAAACAUGUCCUCCUGAUUUGCUUGAUUGGCAAUAUGCUGGGAGUCUUCAUGCUGGCCCUGGCACCAAUGGCACACGAGAAAUCGGAAGCAACCUUGCGUACGCUGAUGUUGGCCUCAAGGACCGUUUCUGGGCUUUGCCAUGCAGGCAUCGUUUAUGGCAGCGUCUGGGUGGAUUUGUAUGCGCCCAAAGAGUCCGCGGCCUCGUGGCUGGGUGCCAUGCAGGCGAGCUCCCUCAUCGGACUUGUCAUUGGCUACACAGUGGCAGGCUAUUGGGGCGACUGGUCUCCAGUUUUCUACAUCAACCUCGUAUGGUUUGCGGGCACUCUGGUGGGUGUGGUCGUGAUGCCUAGAACCUUUCUUGGUGAAGUCGGUCGUCGAAACUCCAAUCAGCGCCUGUCGUUCCUGAUCUCCACACCUGGUGGAAGCUUCAUGGGACCUGGCGAGGAAGGCGGUGAAGCCGCUGUGCCGGCGCCUCAAGCUGAAGCCGGUGAAGAGCCACAGAGGCCACUACGACCACGCACGUCAGUAGAGGAGGUGAUAGAAGAAAGCCUCCUUUUGUACAUAUUGCUGGCUUUAUGUGUCUCUUCGCUGUUCUUCGUCUCCGGUGGUUUGCAGUUUUGGGCCACGCCGUACAUGGAACAGCUCUGGAGGGAAACAUCGGGUACUUGUGCCUCGGACGAGGAAGCGGAACGGGUCCAUAAGAUGGUGGUCUCCUUGGUAGCUCUGACGACUUUGACGGCGCCCACCUUUGGAGUCUAUCUCGGUGGAACAGUUGUUGACUCUCUGGGUGGCCACAAGACAGCGCCCAGAGCCACCUUGAUCUUCCUGGUCGUUGGUGCUGCUGUAGCCAAUUGCUGCGGCCUUAUCGCAUGCUUCUGCCCAAUGUUCUGGCCGGCAGUUCUCGGAUUCUGGGCUUUCAACAUGGCCGGCGCUGCUCUAAUGCCUGGAGCUUUUGGCCUCAUGCUCUCUGCCGUCCCAAGUCGGAGGAGGGCCUUAGCCUCUGCCAUGGCUCAGCUUCCCAUCAAUCUGCUGGGAAUGGCUGGUGGUGCCUUCAUUCCUGGUUGGAUAGCUGGCUGCGAGCCUCCAGAGAAAGUGCUCCCGUGCAGUGCAGGCUGUGAUUAUGCUGUGGGCUUGCGCACCCUGCUGUUUGGUCCAGGCGUUGGCAUCGUGCUGCUGUUCUUCUCCUUCCUGCUGGUCAAGAACACAACUGUGUCAACUGAAUCACAGUCCGAGUCCACGGAACUCAGCAGCAGCAUUCCAUCGCGGAGGGCCAAGCGAUGCUCGCUCUGGAAGGGGCCUGGGAACUGCCCAUGA
Messenger RNA from Cladocopium goreaui, 1538 nucleotides. Lineage: Eukaryota; Dinophyceae; Suessiales; Symbiodiniaceae. The record is from the annotation of a GenBank genome assembly.